AUGUCCAAAGCAACCUUGGCCAUCAUCGCCGCCGCCAGUGCCGCCACUGGUGCCGGAGUCACUGCCCUGCUCUAUGGAAAACCUAGAUCGCAACAGCAACAACAAAUUCCUCCUACCCCAACCACAGCCACCAUCGCAGCUCCUUCAGCAAUCCCCGCACCGGUACUAGCCGCCAAAGCCGCUCUUGGUCCUGUCAAUCCCGCUGGAAUCACGCAAUAUGGCUUCUCAGGCCCAAUCGCCGACGAGCUCUCCAACCUCGUUCUGCACGGCGCUUUCGACCGUCGUACGCGCAACCCUUCCUGGGUCGCCGAACACAUAACCCCUGAGUCUCUGGCCUUGAACAAUGCCGAUCGCAAGCACAGCACCUUCACCGAGGACACUAACAUCCCGGUGAUGUUCCGCGCCAAAUUGGCAGACUACUUCCGCUCCGGCUACGACCGCGGCCACCAAGUCCCCGCAGCAGACGCCAAAUGGUCCCAGGAGGCUAUGAACGACACUUUCACUCUGAGCAACAUGUGCCCCCAGGUCGGCGAGGGAUUCAACCGCGAUUACUGGGCGCACUUCGAGACCUUCUGCCGUGAUCUCGCAAAGAAGUACCCAUCUGUUCGCAUCGUGACUGGCCCUCUGUAUCUCCCCCACAAGGAUCCUGAUGGAAAGUGGCGCGUCAACUACGAGGUUAUUGGCAACCCACCUAACGUUGCCGUGCCCACCCACUUCUACAAGGUGAUUUACGCUGAGGACGGCCUCAACUUGCCCACCAGCAAGGUUGCCUUGGGCGCUUUUGUGCUACCCAAUGCCCGCAUUGCCAACGACAAGCGCCUGACUGACUUCGAAGUCCCCAUCGAGGCCGUUGAGCGUGCCUCUGGAUUGACCUUCGCCUCUAACCUGGACCUGAGUCGUCGCCGUCGUCUGUGCCAGGAGGUUGCUUGCCAGGUCACUGUGCGUGAGUUCAACAACGCCAAGAAGCGUAACUAA
Penicillium nucicola is the source of this 975-nucleotide messenger RNA. Its product is annotated as DNA/RNA non-specific endonuclease. Gene Ontology annotation, cellular component: mitochondrial inner membrane; nucleus. NCBI's taxonomy places the organism in Eukaryota, Fungi, Ascomycota, Eurotiomycetes, Eurotiales, Aspergillaceae. Gene Ontology annotation, molecular function: single-stranded DNA endonuclease activity; metal ion binding; nucleic acid binding. The record is from RefSeq and is a predicted model, not a curated record. Gene Ontology annotation, biological process: apoptotic DNA fragmentation. The coding region runs from base 1 to 975 and encodes 324 amino acids. The transcript has a single exon.